CAUCAUUGAAGAAUAAUAAACCCUAAAUUCCUUUGGAGUACGAAGGUACUCGAAGACCUUCUCUUUCCGUAUCAUUGUGCUCUCGUUGAGAGACAUGACCGACGCAUCGCCCACGACCACUGAACUCGACGCUAGGGUUCGGGAUAUGGGACACGCCAUGGUGCAGAUGCAAAGGGACCUUGAGUUCCGUUUCCAGCGGCUGGACGCCGCGCUGACCACCAUCCAGACGGCCGUCACAACCAUCCAGCAUGUAGGAGGAGGCGGCGGCAGGACGAGACGGCAGCUUGACCACCACGACGGCAACCGGGGAGGAGGGUAUCAGACUCCGAAACCAAAACUGGAGCCGCCCAAGAGUGAUGGUUCGGAGCCGCUACGAUGGUUGUAUCAAGUGAAAGAAUAUUUCGCCUACUACGAAACACCACCGGAAGAUCGGUUGCGCUGUGUUACGAUGAUGUUAGAAGGGCCAGCCGCUGACUGGUUCCGUUGGAGGCAGAACAACGGCCUGAUCGACGGUUGGGAGGACUUUGUACGCAAGUUCAAACUCCGGUUCGACCCUCUCCAUUAUGUUGAUUAUGUCGGCCAAUUAGCUCGUGUCCGCCAAGUAGGGGGAGUCAUGGAAUACCAGGCCGCGUUCGAGAAAGUUCUAGCCCACGUCACCGAGGUACCCGAACCCUACUUAAAAUCCCUAUUCCAUGCAGGCUUGAAAAAUCACCUUCAACAUGAGAUAAGUCUGCUCAAACCAGCCACGUUGUCGGAAUCAUUCGCACUGGCCAGGGAACUGGAGACAAAACAUCAGGCCCUCGUUCAAUCUGUCGGAAUGAAAACUGCGUCAUGGGCCCCCAACUCGAACCGCAGCAACCCUAGUCGUGCGAUGUCCGAGGGUGGUGGUCCCAAAGUGGUGAGAUACAAAGUCUAGAGGGGGGGUGAAUAGACUUUGUUAAAAAUUUAAAAUUUUUUUUCGUUUCUUUUGAAAAAGUGAAAAUGAGAGUUAAUCUAGAGUUCUUGUGAACUUUAGAUUUUGUGCGGAAUUUAGUGGGUAGAGUGAGCAGUAAUCAAUAUGGAUGGGUUAG
Messenger RNA from Cuscuta campestris, 1070 nucleotides. NCBI's taxonomy places the organism in Eukaryota, Viridiplantae, Streptophyta, Magnoliopsida, Solanales, Convolvulaceae. The record is from the annotation of a GenBank genome assembly.